UAUUUUGACUUGAAAUGUAACCCGAGAGACGAAGUGUUUCAAGAAGCUCAAUUUUUUUCCUGCACAGAAGAUGGUAAAUGCUUUUGUCAACCAAAUUAUAUUGCGUUGAAUAAUAAGUACGUCCCACUAUUAAACGAGCAUUGUACUGAGAAUAAACACUGUCUAAUCGAUUUCUCGGCUUGUGUGAACGAUAAGUGUCGAUGCAAGCCAGAAUAUGCUGCGCAGGCCAACAAUCUAUGCUUACCAACGCGUUUGAAUUAUAAGUGUAAAUUCGAUGACGAUUGCAGUAAAAUACAAAACUCUAAAUUUUCUGAGUUUAAGGGCUGUAUUUGUAGAAAAAAUUAUUAUCAACAGACGGAAACAAUUUGCUCUCCGAAUAUCGGCAGGCCAUGUGCUUCAUACAUGGAUUGUACUGUUGAAAAUUCUGUCUAUAUUGACAAUUCUUGUCAAUGCAUGUUUAAUUUUACAUUUAUUUCCAACAAAUGUCUACCUGGAAGUAUCACUUCUAUGAAUGUAAGAUUGAAU
Molecule: messenger RNA, 525 nt
Organism: Cotesia congregata
Lineage: Eukaryota; Metazoa; Arthropoda; Insecta; Hymenoptera; Braconidae
Source: the annotation of a GenBank genome assembly